Messenger RNA from Thlaspi arvense, 3432 nucleotides. Lineage: Eukaryota; Viridiplantae; Streptophyta; Magnoliopsida; Brassicales; Brassicaceae. The record is from the annotation of a GenBank genome assembly.
AAAGCCAUCAGCUUCACGACGAUAACUUUUUCAAUUCCAUCUCCAAUUCAAUCUUGUGACGAGCAUAUCUACGCUUGCGCUUGGUGGCUUAUCGAAAGAGAAUCCAUGGCUACUUUCAGUGUCCUCUGUAGUAAUCGGUUUCAUUUCAAAGGAGGUUAUCCUCCGGAGAAAUCUAGUAGAACAGUGUCUUCGAGUAGUAGUGAGCUUAAUGUUUGUGUCGCUAGAACGAAGAAUCAGCAGUCGUUUAGUUGCAGGAGACUUGGUGGGUUUCUGGAAAUUGGGGAAUCUAGAUCAGGGUUUAGAGUUCAUGGCGAUUAUCGACUUGGGUUUUCUUGUAAUAGCGAGAUUAAGAGGCUUGUGAAUGGUGAUUACGGAGACAAGGAGACUCGUAUUGGCGAAAAUGGUAGAAACAAAGAGAAGAAAGGAAGAAGAUUUUCUCUUAGGCUUCGGCCUAGGUUACGAUUGCUGAGCAUGAGACUUGGGAGAUUCGAUUUCAGAGCAUCCGUGGAAGAUUUUCGGUUAUUUCUGAGGAAGAAUAUCAAAAGAGUGAUCUUAUCUACUGGUGUGGCUGUUAUCUUCGGACUCUGUUACCUGUUCUUGAGGCUAACCGCUGUCCCGUCCCCAUCCAUCGUUCCUUACUCAGAUUUCGUAACGAAUCUUCGAGGUGGUUCUGUUUCAAAGGUUUUGCUCGAAGAAGGCUCUCGUCGAAUCUAUUACAACACUAACCAGAAUGUUGAGACUGUUGAGGAUGUUCACAAGUCUGAAACUUUAGAGGAACCCGCGAUCCAAGUUGACGGCAGCGCAGUGGAAACAGCGAGUGAAGCUGUUACGAAAGACGUUGUUGCUCCGGGAAAGGUUCGAGCUUUGGCUCCUGUGUGGAAGUAUGCGACUAGAAAAGUAGAUCAUGAUGAGAAGUUUCUUCUUAGUUUGAUGAGGGAGAAAGGGAUCACUUAUAGCUCAGCUCCUCAAUCUGCAUUGGUGUCGAUAAGAAGUACUUUGAUAACAAUCAUUUCUCUGUGGAUUCCUUUAACUCCUCUUAUGUGGCUUCUCUACCGGCAACUCUCGGCAUCUAACAGCCCUGCGAAAAAGCGACGGACUAAAAAUCCCGCAGUUGGAUUCGAUGAUGUUGAGGGCGUGGAUUCUGCUAAAGACGAGCUCGUCGAGAUAGUGUCGUGUCUUCAAGGAAGUAUAAACUACAAAAAACUCGGAGCAAGAUUGCCUAGAGGCGUGCUUUUGGUUGGUCCACCGGGGACCGGCAAAACCUUGCUGGCUCGGGCUGUAGCUGGAGAGGCGGGAGUUCCGUUUUUCUCUGUCUCCGCUAGUGAGUUUGUUGAGUUGUUUGUUGGAAGAGGUGCAGCCCGAAUCAGAGAUCUUUUCAGUGCAGCCAGGAAAAACUCACCUUCCAUUAUAUUCAUCGAUGAGCUCGAUGCGGUUGGAGGAAAACGCGGCAGAAGUUUCAACGAUGAACGUGACCAGACCCUAAACCAGUUGCUUACUGAGAUGGAUGGAUUCGAGUCAGAAACAAAAGUCAUUGUGAUUGCAGCAACUAACCGACCAGAAGCUUUAGACCCGGCUCUUUGUCGGCCUGGAAGGUUCUCAAGAAAAGUUGUGGUUGCAGAACCAGACCAAGAAGGCCGUCGGAAAAUCCUGGCCGUACAUCUGAGAGACGUCCCUCUAGAAGAAGAAGCAUUUCUCAUAUGUGAUCUGGUUGCUUCUCUAACUCCCGGAUUCGUAGGUGCUGAUCUCGCCAAUAUUGUCAAUGAAGCUGCAUUGCUCGCCGCUCGUAGAGGCGGGGAAGCAGUAGCACGAGAAGAUAUAAUGGAAGCGAUAGAGAGGGCGAAAUUUGGGAUCAAUGAUAAGGAAGUGAGGCGAAGGACUUUGGGAAAUGGGCUCAGCAAGCUCUUCCCAUGGAUGCCAUCUUUGGUUGGGAGGAACGGACCAGAUCAAGACGGUUUACAAGGACCCUUAGCUCCAAUCUUUUAUCUUCUUUUUGGUUACCCUCUCUACUAUUCAUCAAUAUACAAACUUUUAUCGAAUUCAUCUUCGGAAAAAUAUUCUCCAUCGCUUUCUUCUACGUAUAACGUCCAUUCAUCUAGUUCAUCACCGCUACUAUCCUCAUCAUCAUCGGAUCAUGAUAAGAAGACAUUAUCAUCACAACCAUCAUUGUAUGAUAACGAUUAUGAGGACACAUAUCAUGGUGAUCUCAAGCAAUCAUCUUUGCAUGACAAUCAUUCCACCUCAUCAUCGAAUGCUGGUCACCAAGAAAUCCCUAAAAAGGAGCAUCGCCGGAAAAAGAGAAAACCGAAGAAAUGCGAUCUAUUCUCCGGUGAGUGGGUCCCAAACCCUGAGGCCCCGUACUACACAAAUACGACAUGUAAGGCUAUACACGAACACCAAAACUGCAUGAAGUAUGGGAGACCUGAUUUGGGUUUCAUGAAAUGGAGAUGGAAACCGAAAGAGUGUGAUCUCCCUCUGUUUGAUCCUUACAAGUUUCUCAAGAUGGUUAGGGGAAAAAGCAUGGCGUUUGUUGGUGACUCCGUUAGCAGAAACCACGUACAGUCUUUGAUCUGCCUACUCUCUCGGGUGGAACAUCCCAAGGAUGACUCAAGACAGCAAGACUUUAACUUCCAAAGAUGGAAAUACAAAACGUACAACUUCACAAUUGCCACAUUUUGGACAACCCAUUUGGUUCGGUCCGAGGAAGCCGGUCCAGACGGUCCAAACUCAUUCUACAAUCUCUACCUUGACGAACCGGACCCCUCUUGGGCUUCACAGAUCGCCGAGUUUGAUUACAUCAUUAUCUCCUCCGGGCAAUGGUUUUUCCGACCACUCUUCCUUUUUGACAAACAAAAAAUGAUAGGAUGCUUGUAUUGUUACAUCCCCGGGGUCAGAAAUGUUGGGGCACAUUUUGCGUACAGAAGAGCAUUACGAACAACAUUCAAGACAGUUCUCGGAUUAGAGAAUUUUAAAGGACAAGUGUUUCUAAGGACAUUUGCACCUUCACAUUUUGAGGAUGGAGAAUGGGAUAAAGGUGGUAAUUGCCUGAAAACGCGACCCUAUAGGAGCAACGAGACAGAGUUGGAAGGCAUGAAUCUAGAAACGCACAACAUUCAACUCGAUGAAUUUCGCAUUGCCAAAAGAGACAAAAACAAUAAUAAUAACGGAUUAAAUUUGAGAUUACUAGAUGUAACACAAGUAAUGUUGUUAAGACCAGAUGGGCAUCCGAGCAGAUUUGGACAUAAACCGGAAGAUAAUGUUAUUUUAUACAAUGAUUGUGUACAUUGGUGUUUACCAGGUCCGAUCGAUUCAUGGAAUGACUUUUUACUCGAGAUGUUGAAAAUAUAUAUUUAGUGAGUUUUUUUUUUAGACCAUUAUUAUGACACGUAGUAGUAUUUUGAUAAUCAUCUUUUAAUAAAUUCAGAUCUUAACGGA